GUGUGAUAUARACAUGCUAAUAUUGUCACGGUUUAUUGGACGUUAGAAAUGACUCAAAUAUGAACAARGCUUUAAUUUUUACGAGGUUUAACCCAGGUAGAUGUGCUGGAUUUUAUCGAUUGAGCCAUUUAUGCAGAGCAAAAUCCAGUGUAAGGKCUGUGAGAUGGAAAACUUCACAAACUCAAGUUAGCAAAGGAGUUUCAAGAGUAUGGUACUGGUCUCUACCUUUUGCUGUUGGUGUUGGGUAUUCAGUAUAUAUUGCAAAGCCUUGGGAUGUUGUGAGAAGACGAAAACUAAGAGUCGGAGUUGAAGGAAUUGGUCGAUUUUUUAGAUCAUUUUACAUUGGACUGUCAAUAUCAAUAGACUACUGGUGGUCACUGCAUGGAUUAGACCCUGAGGGAGAAGCAUAUAAAAAGGCUAUCAAUGAGUGCCAUCAAAGAGCAGCUGAUCAUAUUGUCAUUGGUGCUAUACUAAAUGGGGGACUUUAUGUCAAACUUGGACAAGGAUUGGCUUGCUUCAAUCAUAUUCUGCCCAGCCAAUAUACUGAUACUCUACAGGUCCUUAGAGAUCAGGCACUGAGACGUCAAAUAGGAGAGGUGGAUCAGCUGUUUUUAGAAGAUUUUGGUAAAACAGCAAAAGAAAUGUUUGCUGAGUUUGAUGAGAAUCCAUUGGCUGCAGCAAGUCUUGCYCAAGUGCACAAGGCUAAGACUCAUGAUGGGAAACCACUGGCUGUGAAGGUGCAGUACAUAGAUCUAAGAGAUCGUUACGAUGGCGAUUUAUGGACACUAAARGUUCUUCUUGAUGUGAUUGGGUGGAUGCAUCCAAUGUUUACUUUUGCUUGGAUUUUGGAUGAUAUGAAAGACACUCUCAGACAAGAGCUGGACUUCGAGCUCGAAGGGCGGAAUGGAGAGAGAUGYUCCAAGGAGCUUGCUCACCUUGGAUUCGUACAUGUACCCAAGAUAUACUGGGAUAUGACCAGUAAGCGAGUUCUAACAACCGAAUUUAUUGAUGGAUGUCGAGUUGAUGAAGUCGAUAAAAUAAAGGCUGCUGGUCUUGAUGUUAGUGAUGUUGCUGCCAAGAUGAUCAAAGCUUUUGGAGUACAAAUAUUCCAUACUGGGUUUUUACACGGGGACCCUCACGCAGCUAAUGUUUUUGUGCGUCAAGGAAAGGACAAGAAGGCAGAACUAGUGAUAUUAGACCAUGGUCUUUAUGAACACCUAGAAAAAAGGGAUCGCAUCUCCCUCUGCAAGCUAUGGAGAUCAAUUCUUCUGAAUCAACAGGAUAAAAUGAAGUAUUAUAGUCAAGAGCUUGGCGUAGAUGAUUAUGAAAACUUCACGCAGAUCUUACUCCAACGACCGUUCGCUUGGGGUAGUGCAGGUGCACUCUUUACAACAAAGGUCACUGAAGAAGACUUCAAGAUUAUGACUAAACUGGCGCAGGGACACUUUGAAAGAGUAAUCAAAAUACUGAAACAACUACCAAGGACAAUGUUACUAGUGUUCAGGAAUCUCAACACAGUACGAGCAGUAAAUGACGAUCUAGGUGCACCGGUCGACCGCUUUGUGAUCAUGGCCAAAUGUGCCAUAUGUGGAUGCAAUGAGAAAGUAGCUGACAGGUCUUUCACAGCCAAAAUAAAAACGUAUUGGGAAACUAUUGCAUUCGAUGUUAGAAUACGGUACCUGAGCCUAAGAGCGUGGUUAGUAGAGCGUUACAUUCUGUUUCUUCAGUAUCUUGGUCGAGCUCCAAUUGAAAUGACAGAUCUCACAUCAAAACUUAGAACUUUAGAAGACUUAGACCGAAAAACCGCCAAAGAAGAAGAGAUCUCGACCCGAUUAGGGAUAAAAUUACAACUAAGUGAACGGUGGAGAAUCCGAGCCGACACAGCGAAUGUUUGGUUCUUUCACAUAAUGGGAGGAGGUUACACUUUACCGGCACAAGACAUCGAGUAAGAUUUUAUUUGAUGAUGGUUAUGGUGGCGUUUUUCCUUGAAGUGCAAGAUAAGAUGGUGAGAUCACCUAAAGUCCAUUUUAUUAAAAGAUUAUAAACCCUGCAAAAAAGCAUAAUUGUAAGAGAUACAGUCAGUGUUAUAUAAUCAAGGUGAAUGCAAAUAAUGGCGAUCCUGUUUCUGAUUGGACGAUUUCAAUUUUGAUUUUCCUCAUUAGUUACUUAUACUAUUUAAUAAUGCGUAUUGAUAAUUGAUAAUUGCUUAUGGUCUACCAGUCAAAUGAAUGUUCGUGUUGUUUGUUUUUUUUUGUUUUUUGUUUUUAUAUUUUUGUUGUUGUUUUGUUUUGUUUUGUUUUUUUUGUUUGGUUUUUAAUUUAACCAUAUAUUUUCUAAUUGUUUACUUUGGUAGUCACACAGUAUGCAUGUCGUAACUUGUUAUGGAUUUGCUUGUCAAACUACCUGCUGGUUUGCUAAUCCGCCUUAACAUAAUAUAUAAAUGUACUGAUAGCGGUCCAAACUAAUGGCCAUUCAACUGACAAUGUCUGACAAAAAGUAACAUUUGUCCAACCAAUCACCUCUUAGCUAUUCAAAGUUGAUCAGUCCUAAAUGUUUAUCUUUCUAUCUUCAUUCUUUUGAGCAUACACGCAAGGCUACCACUUGGACAGUCCUCCGGUUUUUAGGAAAUGUGGUCCGGUAUUUUAUUUACUUGUUUAAUAAAUAUUUUUUUACGAGGGGGAAAAAUGAUUCUGAAGGUAAAAGGUGGUGUGGUUAAAACCGGGCCAACCGUACUGGUUGCUACGGUCCUGACAUGCGACUUUCUCGUUGACUGAUUUCGUUUAUAAAGCUAAAACAUAAGACAAACGUCUUCGUUUUUUUUUGACAUUUUUAUCUCUUUAUCCUUAACGAAGCAAUAGCAAUGUACGUCUCGUCGAUAUCCCUCGAAGCAUUCGUAAAUAAACAACGAAAUAAUGAACGAAA
Messenger RNA from Actinia tenebrosa (Australian red waratah sea anemone), 2922 nucleotides. Its product is annotated as putative aarF domain-containing protein kinase 5. The record is from RefSeq and is a predicted model, not a curated record. Lineage: Eukaryota; Metazoa; Cnidaria; Anthozoa; Actiniaria; Actiniidae.